UUCGGUGUCGCCACUCCUGGCAGUGUCCACGUCAGCGCCCGCCAUCAAAUCCUUCGACGUGGCAUCCGGCGCGUCCCUGGGUGACGUGGCAGCGCGCCACCCUGGCACGGUGACGGAUUUAGGGUUUGCAGAAGCGGCAUUCGGAGGGGCGGGGCCGGGAAAAGAGGUGCUUCUGUCGUCGUCCGCCGAAUCAGCGGUUUAUGUUUGGGACGCGCGCGCUCGAUCGCAGGCGGGCGUCUUCCCCGCGUAUGGAGGGGCGGGCGAACUGUGGAGCUGCAGCGGGGGAGGGGGGAGCACAGGGCACCUGCUGGCAGCAGGGGGAAACUCCCAGGUAAGGCGCGGACUGGGGGGAAAGGAAAUGUGGCCGGUAGGUGGGGCGAUUCUGCAGUGGGGAAGGGGGGUCUUCUUCAGGAGACCUGCUGGCGGAAAGAGGGGGUUCCAGAUCUUCCUGUGGGACAUGCGUUCCAGCCGGUUGUUGGGGCGACUGGAGGACGCACACACAGAGGAUGUCACUCAGGUUCGCUUCCACCCGCUCCACCGCACUGCACUCCUCUCAGCCGCGCUCGACGGCCUCAUCUGCCGCUUUGACCUCUCUCCACCGCACGAGGCGUCACUCUCCGCCUCGGCAGUAACCACCUCAUCAGCAGCAGCAGCAACAUCAGAGCGUUAUGCCGACGCCGACCCACUCCAGUCAGUAAUAAGCCCUGGCACAUCCAUCUCUCGCAUUGGCUUCUUUGGCCCGUCUGCCUCUGCUCUUUGGUGCCUCACUAGCGUUGAGACUCUCAGCCUCUGGGACGUCUGGACCGGCGAUACCAUUUCGUCUUUUGACGACAUUCGGUCAACUCUCUCUGAAAAGUGGCCCCUGCAAGCCCCU
Molecule: messenger RNA, 874 nt
Organism: Closterium sp. Naga37s-1
Lineage: Eukaryota; Viridiplantae; Streptophyta; Zygnematophyceae; Desmidiales; Closteriaceae
Source: the annotation of a GenBank genome assembly